AAAUUCAAAGCAUUUGCUAGGCACUUCAUCAUACUCAAUAAUAGUGAAAGAAGAACACUAAGGGGCUGUUUGUUUCAGCCUCUUAAUGGUUCAGAUGUCUGAAUGGUUCAGCACUUAAUGGUUCAGACUGUUUGUUUCAGCCUCUUAAUGGUUCAGAUGUCUGAAUGGUUAAGAGAUUUGCCUCUGAAUGGUUAAAUAUUAUACAGAGUCUGAAUGGUUAAGACCUCUUAUCUGAAUUGAUCAAAUAUUUAAUUCUGAGGGGGCGUUUGGUUCGGGGUAAGGGAAUGGGAAACGGAAUAGGAUUUCCCCAUUCCCUCUUUGUUGUGGUUUAGUUUAAAAAAACAAUCAUUCCCUUUGGUUUUGGAUUCCCUGUUUUAAGGCUUUUCUCAACUUUCGGUUUUCUCACAGCUCCCCUUCCCCAACCUUAGAUUUUCAACUCCUCUUCUUCCUCGCCGAGUCGCCGCCACACUCCUUCCGUCCGCCACAGCCUCCAGUCCUCCAUGCAUCAUGUGACGCAGCUUUCCAACGCCCCUUUGCACACCGUCGUCUACCGUUCUUCUCCUCCGUCCAUCCAUUGAGCACAGUCGCAUCUACAAGUCUCCAUUUUUGUCCAAGAAUGGAUGUCGAGGGGGGGAUUAUGACUUCGCGGCAACUCACUCCAGAGGAACUGGAGAGGAAAAAAAAGAAAGAAGAGAAGGCUCAAGACAAAGAACGGAAGAAACUUAAGGCUGUGCAAAAGGCGGAAGCUUCUAAGUUUCAAACAAAGCCAACUUCUGGCGCUGAAAAGGCAGUGAAAAAGAAUUCUAAAAGAGACACUAGGGAAGAAAACCCCGAAGAUUUUCUUGAUCCUGAAACCCCGUUGGGACAGAAGAAAAAGCUUUCCCGUCAGAUGGCGAAGUCAUUCAAUCCUAAUGCUGUGGAGAAAUCGUGGUACCAGUGGUGGUCAAAAUCUAAUUUCUUCGUAGCUGAUCCAAAGAGUUCCAAACCUCCGUUCACGAUUGUUCUACCACCACCUAAUGUCACUGGAGAACUACACGUUGGCCAUGCCCUGACCAUUGCCAUCCAGGAUACAAUUAUACGAUGGCGAAGAAUGUCUGGGUAUAAUGUGUUGUGGGUUCCUGGUACAGACCAUGCAGGCAUUGCUACACAGGUGAAAGUGGAGGAGUGGCUUAUGGACAGAAAGCAAUUGACAAGGCAUGAUAUUGGCCGUGAAGAAUUUGUAUCUGAAGCUUAUAAGUGGAAGGAGAGAUUUGGUGGAACCAUUUUGAAACAACUUCGUAUAUUGGGUGCGUCCCUUGACUGGUCUCGUGAGUGUUUUACUAUGGACGAAAAAAGGUCCAGAGCUGUUUCCGAGGCUUUUGUGAGGCUUUACCAGGAAGGCCUUAUAUAUAGGGAUCUUCGGCUAGUGAAUUGGGAUUGUGCCUUGAGGACGGCAAUAUCUAGUGAGGAGGUGGUUAAAGUUCAAAUUAAAGAGAGAACACCAUUAAAGGUUCCCGGAUAUGAAAAUCCUGUUGAGUUUGGAGUUUUGACAUUAUUCGCUUACCCUUUGGAAGGGGAAUUAGGAGAGAUUGUGGUUGCCACUACCAGAGUGGAGACAAUGCUGGGAGAUACAGCUAUUGCCAUACAUCCUGAAGAUCCAAGAUACCAUCAUCUCCAUGGGAAAUUUGCAAUUCAUCCCUUUAAUGAGAGGAAAAUUCCAAUAGUUUGCGAUCCAAUAGCUGUCAUGGAAUUUGGGACUGGUGCUGUAAAGAUUACUCCAGCACAUGAUCCUAACGAUUUUGAGGUUGGUAAACGCCAUAAUCUGGAGUUCAUCAACAUUUUUACCGAUGAUGGGAAAAUUAAUGCCAAGGGGGGUCCAGAAUUUAGCGGAAUGCCACGUUUUGAGGCUCGCGUGGCUAUCAUUGAAGCUUUACGAAGAAAGGGCCUCUACAGAGGUGAUAAGAAUAAUGAGAUGAUCCUUAACAUGUGUUCACGAAGCAAUGAUGUUGUGGAACAUCUGAUUAAGCCUCAAUGGUAUGUGAACUGCAAAGAUAUGGGCAAGCAAGCUCUCGACGCUGUCACAGAUGAAGAAAACAUGAAAAUGUAUAUCCUCCCAAAACAGUAUACAGCUGAAUGGAAGAGAUGGCUUGAGAAUAUUCGUGACUGGUGCAUCUCACGGCAGAUUUGGUGGGGUCACAGGAUUCCUGCUUGGUAUGUGACUCUAGAUGAUGAUGAACUGAAGGAAUUUGGUUCAUAUAAGGAUCACUGGGUUGUCGCCAGAAAUGAGCAGGAGGCACAAGAAGAGGCCAGCAGGAUCUUUGGUGGACAAAUAUUUCAGCUUUCUCAGGAUCCUGAUGUUCUGGACACAUGGUUCUCUUCUGGGCUUUUCCCAUUAUCUGUGUUGGGCUGGCCUGAUGAUGCUGAAGACUUGAAGGCAUUUUACCCCACUUCUGUCCUUGAAACUGGACAUGAUAUUCUCUUUUUCUGGGUAGCUCGUAUGGUCAUGUUGGGAAUUAAGCUAGGAAGCGAUGUUCCAUUCAGAAAGGUCUAUCUGCACCCGUUGAUUCGUGAUGCCCAUGGACGCAAAAUGUCCAAGUCCUUGGGGAAUGUGAUUGAUCCUCUUGAUGUCAUCAAUGGGAUUACGAUUGAAGGACUUCUGAAGAAACUGGAGGAAAAAAUGAAGAAAAGAGACUUGGACUUGAAUAAAUUAAAGGUUGCUAAAGAGGAACAGAAGAAGGAAUUUCCUAAUGGUAUUCCUGAAUGUGGUACUGAUGCUCUUCGUUUUGCUCUGGUUUCAUAUACAGCUCAGUCUGAUAAAAUAAAUCUUGAUAUUCUAAGGGUGGUUGGAUAUCGUCAAUGGUGUAAUAAGUUGUGGAAUGCUACAAGGUUUGCCAUAAGCAAGCUCAGAGAUGAUUACACUCCUCCACCAGAUAUAGUCCCAAAUAUAAUGCCAUUUAGCUGUCAGUGGAUACUAUCGGUUUUGAAUAAAGCUAUUUCAAGAACUGUGUUAUCUUUAGAUGCAUAUGAAUUCUCUGAUGCAACAACUGCUGUUCAUCAAUGGUGGCAAUAUCAAUUGUGUGAUGUGUUCAUUGAAGUUAUUAAACCAUACUUUGCUAAUAGUGAUCCAGAAUAUGACUCUGCAAGAAAAUAUGCCCAAUAUACUCUGUGGGUUUGUUUGGAUAAUGGUCUGCGUCUGCUUCACCCGUUCAUGCCAUUUGUAACAGAGGAAUUAUGGCAGCGCCUCCCUUCAAGUAAUGAUUACAAGAAAGAAUCCAUAAUGAUAUCAGAUUAUCCAUCCCCAUAAGAGGAUUGGAGCAAUGAAAUUGUAGAAUAUGAGAUGAAAUUGGUCGAAUCUGUCGUGAAAGAGUUGCGGUCAAUGAGAUCUUUGAUACCUAAGAAGGAAAGACUUGAGAGGCGAGAAGCUUUUGUGCGUGGUCAAGUGAAUGAUGAUGUAGAGAUCAUCAGAAAGCAUGAGCUCGAGAUUAGAACACUCGGCAACCUGUCAUCUUUAGAGGUCCUAAAUGAGAACGAUGGUGUUCCGGCUCGAUGUGUGAUAGGGUUUGUCAACGAAACACUUUCUGUUUUCCUCAAGACACAAGGGACCAUUGAUGUGGACGCCGAACGUGAAAAGCUAAAGAAAAAGAUAGAGGAUAUCAAAAAGACGCAUGAUAACUUGUCUAGGACAAUGUUGCUAGGCUUGCAUCUUACUUGCAAGAACUAUGCUCAUUGGAGGAGGUAAGUAAGCACCUUGGCCUUGAAAGCACUAAUGAAUCAUUCUAGAUGGAGUUAACUAUUUAGAUCAAGCUUAAUUCUUUACAAAAGUGCUAAAAACCCACUAGGUUUGACACCAAGUGUUUCAUAGACGCACAAACAAUGAUUGUAUGUGAAUUUCUGUGAAACAUUUGGCCUUAAACUCUUGGUGUCAAAUUUGGUGGGUUUCUAGCAUGACUCUAUAUUUAAAUUAAUUGUUUAUUUAAUCAAAUCAUCAAAUUAAUAAUAACAAUCUUAUCUUUAAUUCUAUGUAA
Messenger RNA from Cuscuta campestris, 4004 nucleotides. The record is from the annotation of a GenBank genome assembly. Lineage: Eukaryota; Viridiplantae; Streptophyta; Magnoliopsida; Solanales; Convolvulaceae.